CGUAGCCAAACAGGCCUUUAUCAAUACGACCUGGCACAUGAAUCCACAGCUCGAUACUCAAAAGUCAAAACGCUCUCUCUCGCGCCGCUGCUUCGGUCUCAGCGUAGCCAUUGAUUCACCACCACAACAGAAAUAAACGGCAAAUUUUGGAGUUUUGUAAGAGGUUUUAGGGUUUGAGUGUUAUUGGAUGCUGUUGAAUUUCACUUUCAUUUUUUAAAUUGAACUUGUUCUCUCUGUCUCCGAGGAUUGAAAGAGGAGCUCAAAAAAAAUCAAGCAAUAUGUCAGGAAGGAAAGAAACAGUUUUGGAUCUGGCGAAGUUCGUGGACAAGGGUGUUCAAGUUAAGCUUACUGGUGGAAGACAAGUAACAGGGACGCUAAAAGGUUAUGAUCAGUUGCUAAACCUUGUCUUGGAUGAAGCUGUAGAGUUUUUAAGAGAUCCAGAUGAUCCACAGAAGACUACAGAUCAAACCAGGCGCCUUGGCCUAAUAGUUUGUAGGGGAACUGCAGUAAUGCUGGUGUCACCAACUGAUGGCACAGAUGAGAUUGCUAACCCUUUUAUCCAGCCAGAUGGGGCCUAGACUUUAUCAUCUUCAUUUUUAUGUUUUAAAGAAUAGCUGGAUUCACAUCACUAUGCCUUUUGCUCUUUUAUUUUCCUUUUAAUUUUCCACAAGACACCCUAUUCCCAAGGGGGAGAUUAUGGAGAGUAUGAAUUUAGUCUAUUUUGUACCCAAGUUAUGUCAUCUAUGAUAUGAAAUGGUAAAAUUGCCUUUUGAUGUUA
Vitis vinifera (wine grape) is the source of this 778-nucleotide messenger RNA. Its product is annotated as sm-like protein LSM7. Lineage: Eukaryota; Viridiplantae; Streptophyta; Magnoliopsida; Vitales; Vitaceae. Gene Ontology annotation, biological process: nuclear-transcribed mRNA catabolic process; mRNA splicing, via spliceosome. The transcript has 7 exons. The coding region runs from base 279 to 578 and encodes 99 amino acids. The record is from RefSeq and is a predicted model, not a curated record. Gene Ontology annotation, cellular component: U2-type prespliceosome; Lsm1-7-Pat1 complex; U12-type spliceosomal complex. Gene Ontology annotation, molecular function: RNA binding.